Alnus glutinosa is the source of this 968-nucleotide messenger RNA. RefSeq names its product MLO-like protein 13. Gene Ontology annotation, biological process: defense response. Gene Ontology annotation, cellular component: membrane. The coding region runs from base 1 to 801 and encodes 266 amino acids. NCBI's taxonomy places the organism in Eukaryota, Viridiplantae, Streptophyta, Magnoliopsida, Fagales, Betulaceae. The transcript has 5 exons. The record is from RefSeq and is a predicted model, not a curated record.
AUGGGACUAGAAGCAGCGCGGGAGCAACGGGAAACCAAAACUGAGGGAAUCUCUGGUUGGCGGGAGGAAUUUUCCGGCGCUGUCGCGGCACCGACGAGGUCAAAGUUUGACCGGAAUCUCCAAGGAAACCGCCGACGAGAACCUGGAUCUCUUCUCCAGGAACCGCCGCACGCCGACGAGAACCUGGAUCUCUUCUCCAGGAACCGCCGCACUCUCUCCUCUGACGAAUCGUCCAAGGCACAGCAGGUCAAAGGGAGGAGGAGAGACCAUGAAGCAGCACGUGUGAAGCCAUCAGAUGAGCACUUUUGGUUUGGUCGCCCUGCCAUUGUUCUUUACUUGAUUCAAUUCAUUUUGUUUCAGAAUUCAUUUGAGAUUGCCUUCUUCCUCUGGAUCUUGUGCACAUACGGAUUCAAAUCAUGCAUCAUUGAAAAAUUGGGCUUCGGCGUCACAAGACUUAUUAUGGGUGUGAUUGUUCAAGUGCUGUGCAGUUACAGCACCUUGCCUUUGUAUGCUCUUGUGAGCCAGAUGGGUAGCUCGUUUAAACAAGGCAUCUUUAAAGAUGGUGUGGAAUCAGCUGUAAGAUUAUGGGCUGAACCUAUAAUAAAGGAAAGAGAUGGGAGUCAAACACAAAUGGAUAAAAUGGUUCGAGAAUCACCACAAAGUGCUCAAAUUUCAGAGCAAGCAAUGGUUGUGAUUGAAGAAACUACGACAUCAGUAGCACCUGACCUCCCCUGUGUAGCCCAACGACCUUUCCAUUAUCUGAACUUACUUCAGAGAUAUCCUACGUAUUCAGUUUCAUAAUGUAUAAGGAUAUAUAAGAUAUUUUGCUUCACUUUCAUGAAAAAAGGGGCAUAGCUUUUCAACAAUAAUAAAGGUCCAUAGUCUUCAAAUGUAGGAUCAAAAUUUGGCAUUCACCAAAUAUUAGGCAGUUUAAGGGAUGGCAGACUGGAAUCACCUGUAAUGUUGAU